Messenger RNA from Aspergillus udagawae, 411 nucleotides. RefSeq lists its product as uncharacterized. The record is from RefSeq and is a predicted model, not a curated record. NCBI's taxonomy places the organism in Eukaryota, Fungi, Ascomycota, Eurotiomycetes, Eurotiales, Aspergillaceae. The transcript has a single exon. The coding region runs from base 1 to 411 and encodes 136 amino acids.
AUGUCGUCCCUGACCUAUGUCAACGACGAUGGUGCCGGACAGAAGCAUAGCGACCUGUGCCACUACUCACAAGCCGUUCACCUUCCUGGGAACAUCGUAAAAUGUGCUGGACAGGGCGGCUGGACCAGCUCAGGUGAUCUUGACACCGACGAUGCUCGCAGGCAGGUUGAUCUGGCUUUUCAAAAUGUCGACCGGGUUCUUCAGGCAGCUGGACUGAAAGGAUGGGAAGACGUCUACCUUAUUCGUUCGUACCAUGUCGACAUGGAGUCUUCUUACGACUACGUUGUCGAAAAGCUGAAGCAACGUAUCCCUGGACACCGCCCUGUCUGGACUGCUAUCGCUGUUCCUCGCCUGGCUUUCCCUCCUAUGUUGAUCGAGAUCGAGGUAGAGGCGUUCGAUUCUCGAUCUUAG